CUCCAGCUUCCUGUAUUUUGGCGGCUUUCGGUGUUGCCCUUCCUAACUUCCUGCAGUGUCGUGUGCCGCUGACCCAGCCGAUGCAGAUGGCAAUCACUGAACCCGAACGGCUACUGAACGAGUAUCGUUCUCACUUGAGUGAACAUGGAGGUAUCAUGCUGGAGUCUAUCCCCCAUUUGCUUGAGCUGAUGAAGUCAACCAAUGGGAAACUGGUCCCUAAAUGCAUUGCCUUGUGCAUUAUUUCGGCAUCUGUAUCGGAUGUUCAGUCCAAACUAUGCAAAGAGGGUGCGUGGGACAUCUUACUGAAGUGGCUACAAGAGGCCUUGAAGGAAGAUAAUGUUCCGUUUCUCAUGGAGUUGUUGAACGUCUAUCGUGUGCUACCUGUCAGACUUGAACAGCUAACUCAAAAUGUCUGCCCUAAGCUCAUCAAUUCGUUGACGAAGCGAUGUGAGCAUGAUGGUAAAUCUCCCUCAGGUUUUAGCUUAUUCUUUCAGCGGUACGGGUUCUAGCAGGAGAGAUUGUGAAAAAGUGGAAAGGUGUCAUAAGUUCUGACUCAAGACGUCUUGAAAGUAGGUCGCCGCCUGUCAUUUGUGAUUUCCUAGCCGCAGAAUCGAAGAAAAAACGCCUGGAUAUCAUCCCUAAAUCCGAUGACUCAAUGUCAACAAAUGACGUGAAACAUGACAAGAAGCGUCCUAGAACCGUCAAAAUGCCUCCAACAUUAAUGCGUACGGCGGGUAUAGAAGAUGUACCGCAUACUCACCCAAAGUCACGAUCUGAGGUGCUGGCAAAGAAAAGGUGGGUGGUUUUAUUUCUCAUGGCUAAUUCUGGCAGUAAACUGGACACGGAGUCCAAACUGAUAUCAGAGCUUCCAAUAGAGUCGUUCCACCAGAAGAUUACUGUGACACCCACUGAACCCCGAAAAGGUAAGCAAACUAUAGAACUCUAACACAUGUGCUAGUGGUUGCUGAGAUUCACGAAAGCCCAGAUUUUAUCAAUGCGCUCACUACGGCCCCUUGUUCUGUGGUACGGAAGAAACGGAAAUUGCCCCCACUCAAAACCGAGGCCUUCUCUAGUGAUUUGAUACAGGUGCGAUUCUCUGAUUUCCUUCUCAUUCUCAGCAGGUAAAGGAUGCCGAUUCUAAUUGCUCAUCUGAAGCAAUGGAUCAAGACAGUAACACUGAAAAAGAUUCACCAUCGCCGUGCACAUCUGGGAUGGGCACUAAGAAGUCUUCCAUGACAUCAUUGUCCUCGUCUUUCUCCUCCGAAAGCAGACCCAAGAAGCGAGUCUCUUGGGCUGACGAGGACAAGUUGCAGUCGUUCUUUUAUUUUGAGCUUGAUGAGUCCGAGAGAGGUCAGUUGCUCUUCGCGUUGCUCGGAUCCCGCUUCUCUGAGCGCCGGCUGAUGUGCUUAUUCGCAAUUCACCAACUAUGUUUUAUUUUCAUUUUGCGUAGUUAACGUCAAUCGGGUCUCAGUGGACGACAUACGGCGGAAAGAGCUGUCUCUGGAGCGUCAGUUAUUCAAGCGAAACAAUGGGGAUGCUUUAAUUAGUUCUCAGAAGUGGCACACCCCCUUGCCUUUGGAGAGGAUAUUCCUGGUGGAGCCUGGAUACAAGUCUUCUGAGCGCCAAAUUCAAACAGAACGAGAACGAUAUGUACUUCAGGCAAUCUAUUUUACUCGGGAAAGCAUACCACCAAGCGCUGAAGAACCUGAUUCUGAGAUUGUUGAGCCAAGUGUCCCUCUGGAUAUCCCACUUGAAGAUCUGACAAUUUCGGAUCCAGGUUCCGCCGCAGACCCACUGCUUGUGGUCAAGGAUGCCAUGGGUAGCACUCAAAUGUCUCUAAAUCCAGAAGUAGCUGAUUUAGUCAAAUCUCUUGCUGCCAAUUUGUCGGCUACACCGUCUGUGAUUACGGCCUCAUCUAGUGUGACCCCAGAAAACUCACAACCUGUGUUUACACCCAAACCGAUAGAUUCGACGGUACCCUGGAACGAGCCAAACCAUGUUACUGAAUCCGGGACUGCUUCCGAUCAGAGUUUGCAGCGUGAACUAUGGGAUGUGCUAGAGGAAAACUACCCGGAUCUGAACGUCCGCGAAUUGAGUGCAGAUCGUAUUCGCGACUUGCUGGAACCCCUUCGGGACCAGCUUGUUGCUCGAGGCAUUUUCCAGCUACCAUAUGCGGAAAAGUACCCCGUUUCGUUUCCGCCACCGCAGCUCUCACCUCCACGACCGCAUUCUUCAUACGGCAUGCGGCCAGGUUAUCCCGGCCAUCGACCUCCUCAGUUGAUGUCUCUAUUUCCACGACCAGACUUUUUGCCAGCUCAUCCCCGCCCUGGUCCGCCACCCGGCGGGUUCCGUCCUGUGCCACCCCCAGUGCAGAAUCGACCCCCACCCUUCCUCUCCGGUGGUCCCCCGCCCCACUAUUCCCGUGCUCCUGGACCGAUGCAUGGUGGAUCCCAGCCUCCCCACCGUCCCGCACCCUAUUCCAGGGGUGGGGGACGAGGUAGCCAACUUUGUAAAUUUUUCCAACAGGGUAGUUGUCGCAAUGGUUCCGCGUGUCCUUUUCUACAUACCAAACGAUGAUAGUUUUUUUUAUCUCGUUACCAUUUGGUGACUUGUGUUUACCUCCUUGUACAGUUUUGACUUCCUCAUCAUUCGCUUACGUCGCAACUUACCCGCGACCCAUUUGUAUAUAUACUGUUCAUCCCAGAAGAACAUGAUAAGUCCUAUUUAAAACGGAAAUUUCUCUGUUUAACAAAACAACAGUGGCUGAGGUAGAGUAAAUAAUCAACCCAACUGCCAGCACCAGUUGUGUACUCAAAUAUAGAAUUGGAAUUCUUUAUCCGGGUUCAUAUAUCGCAGAGGUUGAUUUCCAAUGUAACGCAGAAGUUUAUUUUUGGUCUGCUCACUCAACGGUUUGAGUAGAACCUGG
Molecule: messenger RNA, 2926 nt
Organism: Opisthorchis viverrini
Lineage: Eukaryota; Metazoa; Platyhelminthes; Trematoda; Opisthorchiida; Opisthorchiidae
Exons: 5
Coding region: 1816-2577 (253 amino acids)
Molecular function (GO): metal ion binding
Source: RefSeq, a predicted model, not a curated record